Molecule: messenger RNA, 675 nt
Organism: Talaromyces rugulosus
Lineage: Eukaryota; Fungi; Ascomycota; Eurotiomycetes; Eurotiales; Trichocomaceae
Exons: 6
Coding region: 1-675 (224 amino acids)
Biological process (GO): cellular oxidant detoxification; cellular response to oxidative stress; cell redox homeostasis
Cellular component (GO): cytosol; mitochondrion
Molecular function (GO): peroxiredoxin activity
Source: RefSeq, a predicted model, not a curated record
AUGGCCACCACUGAGCGUGCUCCCCUCCGCCUGGGCUCUGUUGCCCCUAACUUUGAUGCUGAGACCUCCACCGGUCCCAUCAACUUCCACGAGUUCAUUGGCAACAACUGGGUCGUCCUUUUCUCCCACCCGGAUGACUUUACUCCCAUUUGCACCACCGAGCUCGGUGCUUUCGCCAAGCUCGAGCCCGAGUUCAACGCCAUUGGUGUCAAGCUCAUCGGUCUGAGCGCCAACAACGUCGACUCUCACCACAAGUGGAUCAAGGACAUUGACGAGAUCAGCGGCUCCAACCUCAAGUUCCCCAUCAUCUCGGACCCUGAGCGCAAGAUUGCCUACCUGUACGACAUGGUUGACUACCAAGACACCACCAACGUCGACCAGAAGGGCCUCCCUCUCACCAUCCGCACCGUCUUCGUCAUCGACCCCAGCAAGAAGAUCCGUCUGACCUUGGCCUACCCUGCCUCGACCGGCCGCAACACCGCCGAAGUGCUGCGUGUUGUGCAGGCCCUGCAGACCACCGACAGCAAGGGCGUCACCACCCCGAUCAACUGGCUGCCCGGUGAUGACGUCGUCAUCCCCCCUCCAGUCUCCGACGAGGCUGCCAUUGCCAAGUUUGGUGCCGAGAACAUCCGCACUGUCAAGCCUUACCUCCGCUUCACCAACGUCGGAAAAUAG